CUCAGACCUGAGGCUGGGUUGGUAGAAUCAACAGGUGAAGGGAAGAAGAGGUAGAACCGAAAGGUCGCCGCUUGGAAAGUUUAGCUGGCUACAUACAACUUAGGGAAAUUUGAAUUAUUUUGGAUGGAAUCCUGAGUGUGAACGAGGUGUGUGUUUGGAGCGAAAAGGAAAUAUGAACUUCUGGUGUUCGAAAGUACCUCCUCGUUGAUACUUUACCUUUUCAUUUUGACAAGGAAUUCAUAUAUUUUGGAAACAUGAGUCAUGACGGAUCAUCGUGUAAAUCUUACAUAAAACAUCCAACUGAAAAGGAGCGUCUGGAUAAUCUUGCUUUCACAUCGUUCCCGGAGGAUUACCUACCCUACACCUCCGCUUAUCACCAGCAGGGCGGUCGCGAGGGCAGCAAGGCGCCCCCUUACCUCGUGUGGGAGGAGCGCCGAAGUAGGCGGAGCCGGAAGCGGCGUCGAGGAUGUUGUAGCACAGCAGCACUUGUCUCUGCCGUUGCUCUCAUUGUUGCGGCCAUCUUGGCCGUUGUUGCCAUAUCCGUAUAUCUUGGAGUUGUUACCAAUCUUUUCCGCUCCCCAG
This is a messenger RNA of Stegodyphus dumicola, 582 nucleotides long. RefSeq lists its product as uncharacterized. The record is from RefSeq and is a predicted model, not a curated record. Gene Ontology annotation, cellular component: membrane. NCBI's taxonomy places the organism in Eukaryota, Metazoa, Arthropoda, Arachnida, Araneae, Eresidae. Gene Ontology annotation, biological process: proteolysis. Gene Ontology annotation, molecular function: serine-type endopeptidase activity; protein binding.